AUGUCGGGGAAAAGUGUAAUGAACAAAUUUGUUAUAAGGAAUAUAGCCCAGCGACUCGUACAUUGCAUGUACGUGUGUGUUUUCUAUCUGAUACUGCUAUGCAUGCUGGAUACGGCCGGCAUAGGGGCGGAUAAGAUGCCGCAGGAAGACAUUUCCGUCGUGACCGAGGUGGAUGAGCUAUCUCCGGAUGGAAGCAGCAGUGCACCGACCGCAGGCAAGGGACUGCUUUCGUCCGACAUUGGGUUUGUGCACGCUUUUGCUGCCUCGUUCAUGGUGAUUAUCGUGUCCGAGCUUGGCGAUAAAACGUUCUUCAUCGCGGCCAUCAUGGCCAUGCGGCAUCCGCGCUUAACCGUGUUUGCCGGUGCGAUCACCGCACUUGCCCUGAUGACCGUGCUAUCGGUGGUGUUCGGCAUAUUGGCCACGAUCAUACCGCGCGUCUAUACCUUCUACAUCUCGACCGCGCUGUUUGCCCUGUUCGGGUUUAAGAUGCUGUACGAUGGAUACCACAUGUCAGCGACCGAAGCGGCCGAAGAGCUCGAAGAGGUGCAAUCAGAUCUGAGAAAACGGGAAGAUGAGCUCGCCCGUUCCAUGAGCGGAGGCCGCAAGGAAACGGUCGAACUCGUCCCGCUGAGCGAUACGGAGGACCAGCGGACGAAACAUUCUGGCAUCUUGCCCCGUCGACACGGUCCCAACAAUGGCUCGUUCCAUUCGCUGGCCGAACAGCAGCAGAGCCACACAACGUCUUCCGGUGCGACGCUUCGCCUGUCCGCGUCCGCCACCCAACUGACCGCGGAAGGUCUUCAACAGCAAACACCCGUAGGAUCUCGCAGUAAAUCUGGAAUCUCAUCGGAGCAUGGUCCCAACGAUGGGACGUCUUCCGUCGACAUCGCCGCAGAGAGUGGCCAAGAUGGAGGAGGAGAAGGAGGAGGAGGAGGUGAAAGUUCCGCACCCAACGGUGGUGGAACAGUGCUGGAAUCUUCCCGCAGCAAACUGCUACUGCUGGACGUGGACGGUGGCGGUGAACGUGGCGCGCAGAGACACCGGUUGCGAACCGCGACCGGCAGCAUUCACUCGAACGGAUCGGUUCAUCUGAUCGCCGGCGCCGGCGCCGGUGUACAAGAUGCGCAUCCCGCCAGCAUCACCACGACGGUGGCUGGUUCGACAAUGGCCAACGGUGCAGCAAAUCAGCACAAAAUGCACGAACGUGAAAUCAGUACCGGUGGCAAUCUGAUGGGCCAGGAUGCGGAGACGGGCGGCAGCACCAGCCGGCGAGGGACGGGUCGUGGACGGAACAACAGCGCGCUCAAGAUGCUGUUGCGUAUCUUCAUGCAGGCGUUUACGAUGACGUUCGUGGCAGAAUGGGGCGACCGGUCCCAGCUGACCACCGUGAUAUUGAGUGCGCGCGAAAACGUUUACGGUGUGAUUGCGGGCGGUAUUAUCGGACACUCGAUCUGCACCGGACUGGCUGUGAUCGGUGGGCGCAUGAUCGCCCAACGAAUUUCCGUCCGAACUGUAACCCUCAUCGGUGGUGUUGUGUUCCUGCUGUUUGCCCUUAGCGCACUGCUAUUCGGUCCGGGCGAAGAAGAACCCGUGAAGGUGCCUAUUCCAUAA
Molecule: messenger RNA, 1611 nt
Organism: Anopheles marshallii
Lineage: Eukaryota; Metazoa; Arthropoda; Insecta; Diptera; Culicidae
Product: transmembrane protein 165
Exons: 5
Coding region: 1-1611 (536 amino acids)
Biological process (GO): Golgi calcium ion homeostasis; manganese ion transmembrane transport; calcium ion transmembrane transport
Cellular component (GO): Golgi apparatus
Molecular function (GO): manganese ion transmembrane transporter activity; calcium ion transmembrane transporter activity
Source: RefSeq, a predicted model, not a curated record